UUAGGUUGAUUUAUUUAAUAAUAAUUUAACUGUUAAGUUGUUCGUUUUGUCUUUAUUUGUUACUGAGACACAGUUUAAAAUAUUAAUACACACUUAAAUUACUCUUAAAAGUCUAGUCAACAAAACAACAUUAAAAUGAAGCCAAGAAAAUUAAAUACUCCUAGUGUAAUUAAGUUUUUAUUAUAUGGAUUGUUAGUUUUAGGUUUAUUUGACAGUAUUCUAGCCAAAAAUGAUGAGACAUCACCUUCGAUAUCGAUCGAUAGAAAAUCAAUGGUAUUAGUUGAAGGUCUAUCAGAUACAUUUACAUUAAAUGUCAGUGGGGCAUUUAAUGAAAAUAUUACAAUAUUUUUAUUACCUCAACAUUCGGACAUAAUUAGUGUUUCACCGAAUAUUAUUGAAAUUGAAGCACCACAGAAUAACACAUCACAAUCAUACAGUGUUUGUAUAUCGGCUGGUAUUGCAGGACAUUCCGCAUUAAAUUUUAAUUCAACACCACCGGAUCUUUUUGAUACAAAUAAAUUAUUUAUACGGGUAACUGUUGAAAAAAGUGAUGUUAUUACUCAAGUAUCCUCAAUUAUUGGUUGGAUUUAUUUUGCGGCAUGGUCCAUAUCGUUUUAUCCACAAAUAUAUAUUAAUUUUAAACGAAAAAGCGUGGUUGGUUUAAAUUUUGAUUUUAUAAGUUUAAAUAUUGUUGGUUUUUUAUUAUACUCAGUGUUUAACUGUGGAUUAUAUUUUAUCCCAAAAAUUAAGAGCGAAUUUGCUUCAAAGUAUCCACGUAGCGUAAUUCCAGUACAAGUGAAUGAUAUUGUGUUUGCAUUACAUGCAACAUUUGCAACAAUUGUGACAAUUUUACAAUGUUUUAUCUAUGAACGUGACAAUCAACGGGUUUCAUUUACUGCGAUUGGUAUAAUAUGUGUGUUUGGUUUGUUUGUUGGAGUUACCUGUAUUUUAGCUAUUACUGGUACCAUUUUGUGGUUGGAUUUUAUUAAUUGUUGUUCAUCAGUUAAAUUAUGUAUCACAUUAAUUAAAUACAUUCCACAAGCUUAUAUGAAUUAUAAACGCAAAAGUACUGUUGGUUGGAGUAUUGGAAAUAUAUUUUUAGAUUUUACUGGUGGAUUAUUAAGCAUGCUGCAAAUGAUUCUUUCUAUGUACAAUUACAAUGACUGGAUUUCAAUAUUAAGCGAUCCAACAAAAUUUGGUUUAGGAUUUUUCUCCGUUGCAUUUGAUAUAUUUUUCAUGAUUCAGCAUUAUGUGUUAUAUCGUGAGCGGUACGAAGAAUUACCAGGAGGUGUCGUUAAUGCAACUGAAAUUGCUAAUGAGGUAGCAAAUAGUGUUCAUUCUGACAGUGAUAGUGGACUUUCAACUUGACCUAGGUAAAAUUCAUUUCAAGUUUAGGCAAGUCAGUGCGGUCAAAAAACUAGAUCGUAGGUCUUCACGAUCUGAUACUGAGAUAUUAAAAGAAUGAGUUGUUUACAAUAACUCCAAUAUUAUCAUAUAACUAUUUUCAUUUAUAAUUUCCAAAAUUUAGUUUUGCCUAGUCCAUUUUAUUUUACAAUCGUUAGUGUAAGUACACUAAAAUAGACUUAGCAAAAAUAAAUUUUGCAAAUAAAAGAGCGUGUGUUUCCACAUAAUAGAGUUUACUUCAAAUAUUUUCUUAGAAAAAGUAGUAGAUUCUCUUUUAAAAAACUACAAUAUAUAGAACUUAAUAUUUAUUUUAUACAACGGUUAAAUCAUAUAUCAAUUUCAUUUAUCCUUCAUAUUGCUUGCUUUAUAGUGCAGCACAUGAAGGUUAUAAAGAAGGAGAACGAUCGCUACGUGUUAAAGCAUUAGCGCGUCUGUCCCUGAAAAUUUGUAGAAUUUAUAGUUCAUUUUUCA
This is a messenger RNA of Chrysoperla carnea, 1875 nucleotides long. It is a transcript of the gene Ctns, whose product is annotated as cystinosin homolog. The record is from RefSeq and is a predicted model, not a curated record. Gene Ontology annotation, cellular component: lysosomal membrane. Lineage: Eukaryota; Metazoa; Arthropoda; Insecta; Neuroptera; Chrysopidae. Gene Ontology annotation, molecular function: L-cystine transmembrane transporter activity. Gene Ontology annotation, biological process: L-cystine transport. Bases 136 to 1368 code for a protein of 410 amino acids. The transcript is spliced from 10 exons.